Molecule: messenger RNA, 1216 nt
Organism: Dichomitus squalens LYAD-421 SS1
Lineage: Eukaryota; Fungi; Basidiomycota; Agaricomycetes; Polyporales; Polyporaceae
Exons: 1
Coding region: 18-1085 (355 amino acids)
Source: RefSeq, a predicted model, not a curated record
UCGUCUGCCCCGCCCUCAUGCCAGCGCAGAGCGCGGAAGACAAGGCCGCCGCGCCCACCAACGGGCACGCAAAGGCCCAGCGCACAUGCCUUGGCCCCCCUCCGCUCCCGAACCCCUCGACUGGCAGCGCGAACCCUUCUGCAUCCCUACACUCGCUCUGGGGAUACUUGGAGCCCGCCUUGGACCACAUCAUGCGCACGCCCACCAACAAUCUCAACAAGGCCCCCGCAAUCGAGGUCGGCUACCACAUGGGAGUGCAUACUGCUGUCUACAAUUACUUCACUACGCACUCCGAGGCGUCCCCCGCCCACGGACUCGCUGGCUUCACCCGCCUCACAUCGUCCACGCAGAGCGAGAAGGCGAAGGCGAGUGGUACAGAUCUCUACGACCAGCUCGACCGCUACUACACCGAGGUCGCGCGCGAGAUCUUCCUCGGCGCUCCCACCGACGACUCUACCCUCAUACACUACCUUGUCCCCUGCUUCAACCGUUACUCCGCGGGCGCGCAGUCCGUCAGCCGUCUGCUCAACUACGUGAACCGACACUACGUCAAGCGCGCGGUGGACGAGGACCGCGGCUGGCUCAGGCUCGCGGACGUGCUCGAUGCGGUCGCGAAGACGAUCCGCGAGGACGACACGCGGGAGAAGGUGCAGAGGCGUCUUCGGGAGCGUAGGACAGAGGAGCUGAAGAAGUGGGGAUAUCGCGAGGGCGAUCCACCGGCGCGCCUCGCGCAGAUCGAGUCGUAUGCGGAGGCGGCGAGCCCGCCAGAUCGCGUCGUGCCGCUGGCUGCGACUGCGUAUCGGAGAUUCAGGACGGAGGUUAUGGACCCGCUGCUAGCUGUACCGAAGAUCAAGGGGAAAGGGGGGAAGAAGAGGAAGCCUCCAACGAAUGGGGACAAACCGCUGAUGCCGCGAGGGAGACUGGCGCGAGCAGUGAAGGCACUGUUAGAGUCGAAAGGUGGUGACGAAGAGGAGAGACGACGUUUGGCGGCGGACCUCGCCAUCGCGCUGCGCACGGUGGGCAUCAAGGUGGAUCACCCGUUGCGUAAGAAGUUGGACAAGUUUCUGCCACCUGAGGACCGUUGAACGUGCCCGUCGCGAGUGAAGAACCUUGCCGGGAUCGCGCCGUUGUACGCUGUUUGCGUUGAUUACGGGUUACUCUCACACCAUACAACCUGUCCCCCUUCUUUCUGCCCGCUGUUUCUCGCACUACUCAC